AUGGAUCUCCCUCCACUUUCCAAAGAGCAGUUGUCGACCGUGCUCACCACGAGUCAGACUGCCGCCGAGCUCCUCGACAUACUGGCAGAAUAUGAGAACGAGGCUUGUCUUCUCUCACCGGACAGCACUAAUUCGAUAACUGCCAGCCUCGAAGCUCGCAUCUUGACAAAGCGGAUGCCACAAACUCUGCUACAGAACGACCCUUCGUUGCAAAAUUGUCUUAAUUUAUUGCGCGCUGUUUGGCAGCAUCGGCACGACCAGGUCUACAAGAUCCUCAGAGAGUUACCUUGGUCUGAGUCACUGAAGCCAUUAGUAGACAAAUAUGAUGUACAUUUUCAAGAGAAAACCUUGACGGAGAUCAGCAGAGCCUACGAGGCGAUUCGACCUGCCACCGCAGCAAGCUAUCUUGGACUUGAUCCCGCCUCCGCGGAGAAAGGUGACCCAGCUACAAUACAGAGAUUCACAGCCUGUGGAUGGAAGUGGAAUGAAGAGACACAGCUGCUCGAACCUAAACGCACUGUGACCCCAUCUGUGCCAGAUGGCCGUUUGUUCAACGAACUGGGCGAGGUUAUGGCUUUGAUUAACAACUACGGAAGUUGA
Aspergillus wentii DTO 134E9 is the source of this 600-nucleotide messenger RNA. Its product is annotated as CSN8/PSMD8/EIF3K family protein. The record is from RefSeq and is a predicted model, not a curated record. Bases 1 to 600 code for a protein of 199 amino acids. Gene Ontology annotation, biological process: protein deneddylation; COP9 signalosome assembly. NCBI's taxonomy places the organism in Eukaryota, Fungi, Ascomycota, Eurotiomycetes, Eurotiales, Aspergillaceae. The transcript has 3 exons. Gene Ontology annotation, cellular component: COP9 signalosome.